This is a messenger RNA of Mus caroli (Ryukyu mouse), 543 nucleotides long. It is a transcript of the gene CUNH19orf33, whose product is annotated as chromosome unknown C19orf33 homolog. Gene Ontology annotation, cellular component: nucleus. Lineage: Eukaryota; Metazoa; Chordata; Mammalia; Rodentia; Muridae. The record is from RefSeq and is a predicted model, not a curated record.
GUGCAGUGAGUCAGGGCCAGGGAGCUGAGGGACAAUGGUCCGGAGGGCGAGGCUUCGCGGAAUUCCUGAGAUGGGCAGGUCGUGCAGUCCCACCCCCUGCCCUAGGCUCUGCCUAAAGCUUCCGGCCAUCCAGACUGGUCACCGCCAUGGAGUUUGACUUGGCCGCAGCCCUGGGCCCUGGCUCUAAGAAGCCAGAGGGGGCAGGCCAAGUGGGAGACCCCAAACACUGUCCUCUUAAAGCGCCGGGCGGGCCAGAGGCAGGCGCUGCUCACAAGCCGAGGCAUGGCCCUGGCAGCUCCUCCGACUCCAGCAGCAGUAGCAGCUCCAGCGACUCAGAGGCAGAGGGGAAGGAGUACGCCACUGGCUGCAAGAAGCAUGAACGCUCCUCAGACAAGGCCAAGAAACCCAAAGUGAAGAAGGAGAAGAAGGAGAAGAAGGAAAAGAAGGAGAAGAAGAAGGCCCCCCAUUGACUUAUUAAACUUGCAGCCCUUUCCGCUCCCCAGCGCCCUCUGCCGGUCAGAAGCGGAGGCCGCGCCGAGCCCA